Messenger RNA from Effrenium voratum, 4497 nucleotides. Lineage: Eukaryota; Dinophyceae; Suessiales; Symbiodiniaceae. The record is from the annotation of a GenBank genome assembly.
UGCAAGUGAUAUAGACAUCAGCAAUGGCAAAUCCCGCUGAAGCCAUGGCGGCAUCUCACGGGUUCGAAGGUUCCGGGCAAAUUCCGAGCCUUCCGGUCACUCCAGGUGGGUUUCCAGCCCUUUUGGAUGCUGCAAGGCAGCAGACCGAGCUGGUAUUUUGGAUGGUAAGGACAGUGCAGGAACACGAAAGUAAGAUCACAUCUCUGUCAAGGCAACUAUCUGACCAACUUUGCGUGCAAAAGUUGCUCAGCGAGGAGCGCAAGAGCUUUCGGGCGCGGAGGAUGCCUUCGAGCAUGGGAAAUCGGGGGCUGAGCCGGGAGAGCUUCAACUCGGCCGAUUUCAACAUGUCGCAGGCACCAAGCAGCCCACGCGCAGCUGCAGAUUUGCACGACUCCAUUGAAGAGAAGCCUCUUCAGGAGGACAAGACCCACAUCGAGCAGGUCAACGUUGAUCUAACCGCGGACGCCCAGGAAGCGGACAUUCAGAACCUUCUUGAGGCCUCCGACUCCCAAGCAGAUCUUCCAGACUCCUCUGCGACAGACUCUGCAACAGACUCCAAAGAAGCUCCGGGGCGCACCCAGAGCAUGUCUUCGGAGGUGCGGCGCUUCUCCUUUCUAGAAGGCGGUCGCCGGCCUUCGACCCGCAGCCUACCGCUGCCAGUAGAUCCCAGCAUGGCGGGCAACAACAUCACGGAGGAAAGACUGGUUGAGCGCAUGGAAGAGAGACUGCAACAAGUCCUUGCAGAGGACGUGGAGCAUCGUUUGGAGGAUUUAGCACAGUACAUCCAAGAGGAGAUGUAUCGCUUCGUCCUGGGGCCAGAUCUCAUGGAACGAGUGAGGCAAGAAGCCUCCUCGGUUUGUUCCAUCGAGAUGGCGGUCGCGCUGGCUGCCCAGGACAAGAAGAUGGAGGAGUUGGUCCUCAUGAGAGUUGAGGCUGCUCUGGGUGACUGGCAGCCGCCGUCACCAGCUCCUCCACCUGCCCCACCCACGCCCCCACCGAACACGGAGCUGUUGGAAGCCGCGGAGGCGCUCUCUAAGAGGGUGAACACGCUGGAAGACAUGGUGUCCGAGCUGAAGGGAGUUCGGCUUCAAGUGCCCGACAUGCGCAACGACAUUUCUACGUUGCAAUCCUCCAUUGCAGCAUGUGUGCAGACCAUCGAGGAGCUCGAGGUUCAGCAGCAAGAGCUGGCAGCUGCAGGAGCAAAGCGUGCCUCUCCGGCGAGACAAAUGAUGACACCAUCAGGCAGCGCUGCUGAUGCUGACGGCCUGGAAGAUGAGGUUCCGGCUGUGGCUUCUCCGUCUCCAGCUCCCUCUCCCUCACCAUCUCCCGCUCCUCCAAUGCCGGCGCCAGCCUCACCUGAUGUGAUGAAGCCUAAGAGGAGGCUGAGCGACAUGCUUGGCCUGUACAUGCCUCCUCCACCCAAGCAGCCAGCGGUGGAUGAUGCCCAAGUGCAGGAUGGAGCGUUGCGAGUGGGCAGAUCUCCGAAUCCGCAAAGUGAGGAGCUGAUCUCUCGCACGGAGACCAUGAAGACGAGGGUCGAGCAGUUGGAGCAGCUGGUGGGAACUGAGACGGCUUCCAGGCGGAACAGUCUGCAGAACAAGAUCAACGACAUAGACACGCUAGCCCAGAUCCUGGAAGAUCGCAUGCGGGAGCUUGACACCGACUACCGCAGCUCCAACCAGAAAGUGCAGUCCCAGCUGGACAUCCUCAUGGCCGCUCAUGAGACUCAGCAAGCUGAGGACCUGAAGCACAACAAGACCUGGAACCUGGCCAAUCAGGUCGAUGUGAUUCUCAGCAUUGUCAAUGCAGAGAUGAGGUCCGUGCGAACCGAGUUUGACCAAAAGCUGAGCACGGCGAUCCUAUCUGGUAAAUCUCAUGGAGAUCACGAGGAGAAGAUGCGAGCCAUGGGCGACAAGGAGAUGCAGGACCUGGAGGAGAAAGUCAAAAGACUUCAGGACAGCCAGCAGCAAAGCAUGUUGAAGAUUGCUGGCCUUCGGUCAGCUCACAAGCAUGCAGAAGCUCAGGCGAACUUCGCCCUGGAGAAGUUGAAGCGGCUGCAAUCGGAGGUGGGCAAUCUGGUGGACCAGGUAGUGGGCCAGCAAGCGCGUCUGGACUACCUGCUGGUGCAUGGCGCGGCCACGCAGCAUGAGGGAGGUUCCUUCAAAGCCAUUGUGUCUGUGGGCAAGGACGACGGGAAGAAGCCGAAGUUGAAGGCUGGGGUUACUAUGCCACCGAGGCAGAUGGCUGAGAAGACACCGACACACGCUGAUCGCUCCAGUCCCGACUUCGGCAAGAUGCCCACUGAGAGCUCUGGGCAGGAGGAGGUGAAUGCCUCGCGCAUGGCCCGCCUGGGCAAGAAGAUGUUAGAGCUAGACGGUGAGGUCAACCGCAGCAUCUCAGAGCUGCGAGGUGACCUCCAGGGGGUGAACAAGACGCUGCUGGCCUUCCUGGAGCUCCUGCCGCGGCGGCUCCGGAGGAUGCUGCAGCGGCAGCUGUUCCCCGAGCCCAGCGAGGAUGACACGGAAGACAUUAAGGUCGAUUACAAGUCCGACGACGGCAAGAAGGUGAUGUUCGAUGCAAACGUGGAGACCCGAACCUUUACGGUGGAAGAGGACACAGGCCGCCUGCCGUGGCAACUGGCAGGGGAGCCGGACAUCAAGUGGAGCUGGUGCUUCAAGCCCCGGGACGAGAUGGGAAGGGACCUGGCCAUGUGCUUUGAGCAGUUUGAGACCGAGAGGGAGGAGUUCGAGGCGAAGAUCUUGCAGUGGCUACAGAGCGGUGGCGCGCCGCCGAACCUCACCCGGGCCAGUGUGAGGGGGUCAGUGUGGGCUGGGCAUUCAGGCGGAGGUGGUAUGGUCACAGACCUUGCCAUGGCAGAAGAUUCAGCAGUCGCUCUACCCCAAAUGAUGCACAUGGAGGAGCGUCUCGAGAGGCUCGGCACGGAGUUCUUCAAUCUGAAGAGGGUGCAGGACGUGGACCACGUGAGGAAGGUGGACAAGGAGGAGCUGCAGCAGCUUGCAACGCGCUUGGGCUCCAUCGAGAAGCUGAAUGUGCCAGAUCUCAAGAUCCGGAUCGAGUCUUUGGAGGGCGACACAAAGUUCACUGCUCAAAGUCUGUCCGAUGUCGCCGAGAAGCUCUUUAAGGUUGAGUCGGUGGCAGUGCCUCGAGCGGAGCUGGUCAAGGUGCAGAACGGCUUCGAAGACAUGAGGUCAGACCACCAAGCCAUGAAGGUUGAGCUCAAGGAGAUUUCGGCAUCAUCAUACAACUCCAACCGCAAGUUUGUGCAUGAGCUUACGGAGGUGAAGAGUUGGGCGGAGCACACCGUCGCCGGCCUCGAGAAGAAGAAGGUGGACAUCCCGGAUCUGGCGCAGCUCGUGGAGAAGGUGUCCAAGUUGGAGUAUUCCAUCAAGGAUAACCGGCGCAUCCUUGGAGAUGGUGGGCAGGAGAUCAACGCAGUUGUGAGGCGCAUUAUUUUGAACCUCGAGGACAAGAUCAUGGUCCUGGAAAAGAAGAUAGAUGCCAUCGCAGACGCCAGGCCAAAGGCUCAGGACUCAAUGCGGAUCAGGGAGGAAUCUCCUUCCAAGCAAAGCUUCAGCUAUCAGUCGACUGACAUGCAGGAGGCUGCGGUGCAGUCCAUCGGCGAGGAGCUUUCCGCUAUGACGGAGGCGGUGACCAAGCUGAAGCAGGACCUGUCCGUCAGCAAGGUGCACAUUGAUGAGAUGGCGGAGCAGGGCCAGCAGAACUUGGAGCUGGCGAGCCGGCUUCACGUCUUUGUGCAGAGCAGCGGCAUGGAAGGCAUGGAUGACGAGGGCACUGCGCUGUCGUUGAACAGGGUGCAGGUCAUGGUGGCUGCUGCGGCACGGCAGCUGGUGGCCGGGAGCAAGUGGAUCACAAAGGAGACCUUUGACAGCCGCUUCGACCAGAUCCGGGGGGAGUACCUCAAGGAGCUCAGACAAGUGCAGGCGAAGUUGGAAGAUUUGAGCUCCAAGACUGCUGCACCCAACCUGGCCUCGGUGCAAGUCACCAUGCCCACCAUGCCCGCCAAGCUGCCAAAGAUGAUCCUGCAGCACGUGGCCCAGGACCGGCUGGGAACCGCUCCAGCCACCACCCGGCCGAUCGCAGCGCCCAUGACGGCGCGCACCUCUCGGCCGGCCACGGUGGAAGCCAGGCCGCGGGCGCGGCACGGGCGCACAGAGUGAUUCAGUGAGCGAGGACACUCGGCCGCUGCGAACGAGCGCGUCGUUCUUUUCUCAUUGGUAGAGACCUAUGCUUGAUGGCCAAGCCACAGGCAGUCUUCCGGGCUUCACUACAAGAGGUCCAGUGCAAGUGUCAGAUGCCGGCAAAUGCUUAUCUCUGAAGACUUUGAGGUGACAUGGCGUCGCUUUGGUUUCGCUCUUGGCCGCAGACAUGUCUUGCCAUUCCUGCGAUCCAAAGCGCGCAGAGGGUGUGAAUUGAACGCCCCUGCCAUCUCUAGGUUGGCAUGAAGACAUAGCGAUG